Molecule: messenger RNA, 863 nt
Organism: Castor canadensis (American beaver)
Lineage: Eukaryota; Metazoa; Chordata; Mammalia; Rodentia; Castoridae
Gene: Kdelr3
Product: KDEL endoplasmic reticulum protein retention receptor 3
Biological process (GO): protein retention in ER lumen
Cellular component (GO): membrane
Molecular function (GO): ER lumen protein retrieval receptor activity
Source: RefSeq, a predicted model, not a curated record
AAGGGUGCGUGGCGGAGGCGCGCGGCGGCCGGGAGCGCGCGAGCCGGGCCUGGGGCACCGCGAGGCGGGGGCGGGGGACGUGGCAGCGCCCCGCGCGCCACGAAGUUUCCGAAGUUCGCUGCGCGCGGCGCGGAAGCGGCCGGCUGGACCAUGAACGUGUUCCGAAUCCUCGGCGACCUGAGCCAUCUCCUCGCCAUGAUCUUGCUCCUGGGGAAAAUCUGGAGGUCUAAGUGCUGCGCGGGCAUCUCCGGGAAGAGCCAGAUCCUUUUUGCUCUGGUCUUCACCACCAGGUACCUGGACCUCUUCACCAACUUCAUCUCCAUCUACAACACAGUGAUGAAGGUGGUUUUUCUCCUCUGUGCCUAUGUCACCGUGUACAUGAUCUACGGGAAAUUUCGGAAAACAUUUGACAUUGAGAAUGACACAUUCCGCCUGGAGUUUCUUCUGGUCCCAGUCAUCGGCCUUUCCUUCCUAGAGAACUACAGUUUCACCCCUCUGGAGAUCCUCUGGACCUUCUCCAUCUACCUGGAGUCGGUAGCCAUUCUGCCCCAGCUCUUCAUGAUUAGCAAGACCGGAGAGGCUGAGACCAUCACGACUCACUAUCUGUUCUUCCUGGGGCUGUACCGGGCACUCUACUUAGCCAACUGGAUCAGGCGGUACCAGACUGAGAAUUUCUAUGAUCAGAUUGCUGUGGUGUCCGGAGUAGUGCAAACCAUCUUCUACUGUGACUUUUUCUACUUGUAUGUGACCAAAGUCCUUAAAGGGAAGAAGUUAAGUCUUCCGAUGCCAAUCUGAGGGCCCCUGAGAUGAUCAACACCUUAACAAUGACACCAAGCAAACCAGUUUCACUGUUCUCUUUGGUG